Molecule: messenger RNA, 6035 nt
Organism: Ctenopharyngodon idella (grass carp)
Lineage: Eukaryota; Metazoa; Chordata; Actinopteri; Cypriniformes; Xenocyprididae
Gene: sh3gl3a
Product: SH3-domain GRB2-like 3a
Exons: 11
Coding region: 189-1349 (386 amino acids)
Biological process (GO): synaptic vesicle uncoating; endocytosis
Cellular component (GO): cytoplasm; presynapse; glutamatergic synapse
Molecular function (GO): protein binding
Source: RefSeq, a predicted model, not a curated record
ACCAGCACUUGUCAGUGAGGAAAAAAACCCCACCGCGAAAUGCAGGUCCAUCUUCCAGUGGCGGUGAAAUAAACCGAAAGCGUUUCAUAUAUAUACCUAUUUGUGCUUUUUUGAAGGAUCGGAUCACCAUCUUUUACCCCGUGAAGAUUUUCUUGUCACCUCUCUUCGUGUUUCAGUUUAUUUUGAGGAUGUCGGUGGCGGGGUUUAAAAAGCAGCUGCACAAAGCGAGUCAGUUAUUAAGUGAAAAGAUAAGUGGUGCAGAAGGGACAAAACUCGAUGAAGACUUCACGGAAAUGGAGCGGAAAAUAGAAGUCACCAACAAGUCUGUUUUUGAACUUAUAACUAAAACCACAGAAUACCUUCAACCAAACCCAGCAUCGAGAGCCAAACUGGGAAUGCUCAACACCGUGUCUAAAAUCAGAGGGCAGGUGAAGACGACGGGUUAUCCUCAAACUGAAGGGCUAUUAGGAGACUGCAUGCUGCGAUACGGACGGGAACUGGGGGAGGAGUCCACUUUCGGGGCUGCGCUGGUGGACAUUGGUGAAGCCAUGAAACAGAUGGCCGAUAUUAAAGAUGCCCUCGAUAUCAAUGUGAAACAGAACUUCAUUGACCCACUUCAGACUCUACAAGACAAAGACCUCAAAGAGAUUGUGCAUCAUCUGAAGAAACUGGAGGGUCGACGGUUAGACUUUGACUAUAAGAAGAAGCGUCAGGGCAAGAUUCCUGAUGAGGAGAUCAAACAGGCUGUGGAGAAGUUUGAGGAGUCCAAAGAACUUGCAGAGAGGAGCAUGUUCAACUUUUUGGAGAAUGAUGUGGAGCAGGUGAGUCAGUUAUCAGCUCUGAUCGAGGCGGCGCUGGAUUACCAUCGACAGUCCUUGGAGAUCCUGGAGGAACUCAACAGCAAAAUACAGAACAGGAUAUCUACCGCAAGCAGUCGGCCCAAAAAAGAGUUCAAGCCAAAGUCGAUCAUGUCCAGUUUGGAGACCAGUGAGAACACACAGCACAAUGGACUUUCCCACACCUCAUCAGUCAAAACCACAGAUAUCCAGAUCAACCACACUGUAAAUGGAAAAAUUGAUCAGUUCACACACACAGCACCCAUGACUGUAUCAUGGCCUGAAAGCCCCAAUGGUAAUAGCAAACAGGUAGAGUCACACAUGGACCAGCCCUGCUGUCGAUCGCUCUACGACUUUGAGCCGGAGAACGAGGGUGAGCUGGGAUUCAAAGAGGGCGACAUCAUCAUCCUCACCAAUCAGAUUGAUGAGAACUGGUAUGAAGGCAUGAUUAACGGAGAAUCGGGCUUCUUCCCCAUAAACUACGUAGAGGUCCUAGUGCCCCUGCCUCAAUGAGCCGAGCCGACGACCACGGGUCACUGACCACGCGCCAAACUAGACUGUCUCAACCGUCCACUCACCCAACAUCCUCUGCUGCAUUCUCACCAAUGAAAGCCUUGCGUUUUACCACAGACUACUUUGAAGCUUUUAUGUUUCAGUAUUUAUUUAUCUUAUUAUGUUUUCCAGGCCUCAUGGUGCAACAUCUAUUCUAGACACUGCAAAAAAAAAAAAAAAUCAGUAUUUUUGGUUUGUUUUUUAGUAAAAUAUCUAAACAUCUUUAGAACUAAAACUGCAUAAUAUUUUUGCUUAAACCUCAUUAUAAAAUAAAAAUAAGAUAAAAAAGGGCUGUUGAAUUAACAUGUUAAUUUGGUUGAUUAAUUAAGGGAAAAAAAUUAUUAACGCUUUUAACGCAUCCCGGCCCAGAAGCUAGUGAUUACAGUUUAUAAAGUUAUAAAUAUGAAUAUUUUUCUUACAAAAACGCAUCACUUCUUUUCAGAAGGCCUUUAUUAACCCACUGGAGCCGUAUGGAUUACUUUUAUGAUGGAUGGAUGCGCUUUUUUGGGCUUCAAAAUCUUGAGCCCCAUUCACUCCCAUUAUAAAGCUUGGAAGAGCCAGGAUGUUUUUAAUAUAACUCAGAUUGUGUUUGUCUGAAAGAAGAUAGUCAUGUACACCUAGGAUGGCUUGAGGGUGAGUAAAUUAUCGGAUAAUUUUCAUUUUUGGGUGAACUAUCAGUUGUAAACGGGGCCUUACAUAUCAUGCGAUGAUAUGCAUAUCUAUGUGAUGAAGCCUAUUACAAUGCAGUUAAAAUGCCACUAAAAUUAAAGAUACAAGGCAAAAAUGCCCUUGUAUGGGUUUUUGUCUUAUAUUUAUAUCAUAUGAUAUAUAGUUUAGUAAUAUCACGUGAGCAAGAGUGCUGUUUCUUCCCUGAAUAUCUGCACGAUUGCAAAUGUGAUAUUGAUUUUAUACAACAGUUCAAUAAACAAGAUGUUAAUAUUUUUAGACAUUUAAGACACAAUACUGUCUGUUUUUGCCCAAUUUUGCCAAUGAAAAUAGUUCCUGCAAAGCCACAACAGAAAUGUUGUGCUUUUCCGAGGUUUUUAACGAAUUGAGUGAGCCAUUGAUUCAUUAAGACGAUCACUUGCUUUGUUGCUAAAUGAAUCAGCCAUUUGAAUGAAUUGCUGAAUGACUCACUCUUUAUAGUGUUAGUUCACCCAAAAAUGAAAUUUCUGUCAUUAAUUACUCACCCUCAUGUCGUUACACACCCGUAAAACCUUCGUUCAUCUUUAGAACACAAAUUAAGAUAUUUUUGAUGAAAUCUGAGAACGCUUUAAGACCGUGACUUAGCACCUCAUACUGGUGGUUUAAUUUAAUAUUUACAGUAUCAUUUCAUUUUGCAUUCAUAUUCAUGCCACCUCUGAGCUGCAUUAAACAGCCUGUGUAAGUAUACCUAAAUGCCACUUCAGAUGCUGCUUUUGAAAAAAAAAAAUUUAUGGCCACAUUGUAGCCUUAUAAGUUUGUGUACAAAAUUCAGUUGAAUCAAAAUGUUUCUUUCUAAAGCUACUUUUUUAUAAUGUCUAUCUAAUGCUUUUCUCAUCUAACACAAUAAUGACUUUAAAUUUCUCAGCCAAAAUUGAUGUGCGAUUAAUUAGAUAAAAGAAUUAUUAGCUUGACAGCCUAUAAACACGUCAUUUAUUACACAAUUUUGUUUCUCCAUUUGAUAUAUUUUAGGAUGUUUAGCUAUUUUUAUUGGAAAACAACAAAAUACUGAUUAUGAAAGUCAUUUUUUUUGCAGUGUAAUUUCAAUGCACGUCUUAUUUCAGCUUCAACGCAGCAUUCACCUUGUUCAUUUGAAAAUGUGUUGCAUCCAAUGGGGUGGAUUUGUACUUUCGCUGUCUCCGUAUGUUUUUUUUUUUCUCUCUCUCUCUCUCUGAUAUGGGGUUUACCUGCCUGCGGUGGUCUUAUGUGUUUUUUAAAACACAAUUUUUCUAUAAACUGUGACUAUCUUGCCUGCUACUCUUAUGAAUGUCCUCUUUCUCUCUCUCUCUCCUUCUCCGUUUACAGACUUAUUGUGAUCUUAGGUAUCAUAGUAAGCAUCGCGGGUGUUUUAAUGGGUUUCGCGCCUUCAAGUGCUUUUUUUGAGCGGUGGCUGUAUUGCACUAAAGCUUUAGAAUAACACACCCAUUGAUGUGCACAUUUUAUUUUUGUGUUGUUUUUUUUUGGUUUUAGGACAUUGCACUUUCUACUGUAUCUCUUUCUGCCAUGCCGAGAAAUACAAAAUUUUAUCAGUCUUAUCUUACGGAGUGAUAAAAUAUAUAUAUAUAUAUAUAUAUAAAUAUACAUUGAUAUGGUUCACAACUUCGUACUGUAUGUAACAAGAACUUUUUGCUCGCCUAUGUCAUACUCUGAAUGACAUUUUAAAAUUUGCAAUGUUAAUGAAACAUUCUUGCCCUAGUUGAACCGUCCUGUGCUUAUAAACUAAAUCGGACAUCGUUUGAAUUCAGACCAAUUUUGUUCGAAAUGACAAAAUUCGUCUCUGUGCUUGUCCACCAAAAAUAGACUGUAUUCUAGUAAUGUCAAACAUUAUUUUUGUUACUCUGAGCAGAAUGUUUCUUGUGCAUGAAACUGAACUUUGAAUGACUGUUUUUGUUUCUGUAUUGGCCAGAUACUGCCAUCCACCGUCACAAAAGUUUCAAUCAUUUCAGACCAUUACCUUUUGACUUGUCGUUCCCUUUUUCUGGCCAAAUUAAGCAGUCAGAGAGCAAAAAGGGAAAAAAAGAAAAAAUAUGUUUGACACAAAAUAUACUUAAAGCUGCAAUGUGUAACUUCUGUGCCACCAAGCUUAAGUUGCCAAAAGUACUAUAUAUAUAUUUUUUUUUUUAUGUCAGUGAUCAUUCAUGACUGUUCAGUUACAAGUUUAUUUCUGAGUGUUACAUGUUGGUUUAGAUCCCAAACCCUCAAAAGCCAUAAUAAUAGUUAGGCUUCCCUUAGCAAAUACCUCUAAAUGCUUUCAGAUAUACCUGGAUAAUAAAAAAAAUAUUUCCAAUCGAAUUAGGAAAUAUUUUUUUUAUUAUCCAGGUAUAUCUGGACAAUGAAAAAAAAAAAAAUCCUAAUUCGAUUCAAAUCACAUUCACAAGCUCUUGAAUUGAUUUAAUUUGAUUCUAGUUCAGUUGGAUGUAUAAUUUCGAUUAUACAAGACAUGUGAAAGAAAUUCUCAGUCAACGUUCCAGAUGGGUAUAUUACAAAAUUAUUAUUUAUUUUUUUUAAACAACAGGCACAAUGUCAUUUUACUGAUUCACUCAUUUGUUCAGUAAUUAGACUACACUGGCUUACUGUACGCUGUUUUUUUGGGGGGUUUUUUCAGCCCGCAAAGACAACUCAAUAGAAAGAUUUUUUUCUUGCCAUUAUUUCAUGGUAUAGGAAUGUUUUAUCUGAUCACAUUCAGUUCAUACUGCAAGCUAUCAAUUAAAUACCACUUUUUUGCUGCAUAUUAAGUAGCGGGGAUGCAAAAAAAAAAAAAAAAAAGCAGUGCAGCAAACAUUUACAAAUGUUCAAUCUUGGAAUUUUAAAAAUUGAUUUUAGUGAUUGUUUAAUCUUCCAUUGUUUGGAAAAGCGUGUUCUCCCAAAAAUGACUCCACUGGUUGAGCCAGAAGUUCAUGUGUCAGACCACAUAACAAACUGAGCACUAUUUUGAAGGUGCUGCAGUGUUUACAAUCCUCAGGAAGUCAACCUACUUACACGACCGUUCAAAAGUUUGGAGACGGUACUUUUUUUUUUUUGUCGGAAAAAAAAGAAAUUAAUAUAUUUAUUCAGCGAGGACACAUUAAAUUGAUCAGAAUGACAGUAAAGAUGUAUGAUGUUACAAAAGAUUUAUAUUUUUUUUAAAAAACAUUUUACAGUUUCCACAAAAAUAUGAAGCAGCACAACUGCUUUUAACAUUGAUAAUAAUCAGAAAUGAGCAGCAAAUCAUCAUAUUAGAAUGAUUUCUGAAGGAUCAUGUGACACUGAAGACUGGAGUAAUGAUGCUGAAAAUUCAGCUUUGAUCACAGGAAUAAAUUACACUUUACUAUAUAUUCACAUAGAAAACAGCUAUUUUAAAUUGAAAUAAUAUUUCACAAUAUUACUGUAUUUCUGAUUAAAAAAAAAUGCAGCCUUCUUUCAAAAACAUUAAAAAAAAAUUAUUAAAAGAAAUGACCCAAACUUUUGAACGGUAGAGUGUAUAAUUGUCUCAGCACAAAAUACUGAAAAAAAAAAAAAUAACACAUGGCAGCUUUAAAUUCAAAAGUAAAUAGAUUCCUAGAAUUCUAGAAUAGAAUUCUAGUAAACUGAAUGAUCUGAUUCUUGCAGAAAUAGUAUAGCACAAAAAACUACCUGAUUUCUUUCUGAAGAUGAUUGUGAAAACAACAAGAAACUGCUCGAAUCAAAAGAAGACGUGGCACCCCAAUCAUCUCCAUCUCUAGAUAUAGAAUAGCUCUGUACUUCCAAACACUAUUACUAACUCCUAAACCAAUUUUACAGUGUUCUUACGAAAUUUCUUCUCCAAUGUUCAUCACUACAUCACGGAGUGAAAGGAAAGGCUGCGAGUUGUUUUCUUUUUGCUCUCUGGCGUAAUUUAUACACAAAGUGGUUUAUAGAUGUUGUAAAUGAAUAUAUUAUUACACACUGUAUAUUGCAUAAAUAAAUGAUGUGGAAAUAUUGAUUACA